AGUACAGUUAGUGUGUGACGUCUACCACAAAAUUAAUAGAAACGUAUGAAGCGGAUGAGGUGCUUUACAAUGUGAGGCACCCUGAUUAUAAAAAUAGAUUAAGAUGAUUUGAGAGUUACAAAAAUAUUGCGGAGAUUAUUAGCAGUGACAUACGGCAUGCAUGUACGGCUGAGUACACGAAGAAGAAGAAGAAGAAGAUUAAUGGCCUCCGCACACGUUAGUCGUACGAGAAAGCAAAAAUGCAUAAAAGCAGAAGUGGAGGCAUAUACUCCACAAGCGUACUGGUUGCACAUGCUGAAAUUUCUAGACCAGGCAACGGAGGCGGACGAGAGUGUCUGCAACAUAGAAAGCACUGAAAGUGAAAGUGAACGUGCCACACCAACGUUCGAUGAAAUGUUUGAGCACGAGAUGCAAGAGCCUGUCGCAUGUAGCGAGGUACAGCCACAGCCCCAGCCCCUGCGUCAAGAGCAGCCUCCCACUAAAAGGAGGAAAGUCACACCAGACGUGGCAACAGACGUCAUGGUGGAGGCCAGCAGGACACGUACAGUUCUGGCAAUGUCAGCCAUAGCCUUGCCUGUCCGAGAAGACCGCUACGGUACCCUUGGUGCCCACAUCGCAGCAGAUCUGCGUGAAAUGGAAAAAGUGGGUGGCAAGGAAUUCACCACGGCUACAAUGCAGCGGAAUUUAAUGGACAGGUGGGAUUUGCUGCAUGCGACAACCCAAGCACAACUUCCGCGUCUGGGUAUAUCCGGGCUGCCUCGCAGCAGGCUGGAAUAGAGGAAGAAGACUCGAUUCUAUAAAUAUAUAUGUAUAUAAUUUUUGUAUCUCUCUAAUCUUCGUAAUCUAUUUUUAUAAUCAGGGUGCCUCACAUUGUAAAGCGCCUCAUCCGCUUCAUACAUCUCUAUUAAUUUUGUG
Schistocerca gregaria is the source of this 915-nucleotide messenger RNA. RefSeq lists its product as uncharacterized. The coding region runs from base 157 to 777 and encodes 206 amino acids. The transcript has 3 exons. NCBI's taxonomy places the organism in Eukaryota, Metazoa, Arthropoda, Insecta, Orthoptera, Acrididae. The record is from RefSeq and is a predicted model, not a curated record.